Molecule: messenger RNA, 1350 nt
Organism: Gryllus bimaculatus (two-spotted cricket)
Lineage: Eukaryota; Metazoa; Arthropoda; Insecta; Orthoptera; Gryllidae
Source: the annotation of a GenBank genome assembly
CCCAGCGUAUUGCGCCAUGAUUUGAAACGCCCCUGUACGCGGUCGCGUGUGGCAGGGCUGCCGGACGCGUCCGCCCUGUGGCUGGCGCCGUACGAGGAGCCGCGCGUGCGCUGGCGCGUGCGCGCGCUGUGGCAGCGCCUGCGCCCGCUCUACGAGGAGCUGCACGCGCACGUGCGCCAGCGCCUGCGCGCGCACUUCGGUGCCGCGGCCGCGCCGCGCCGCGCGCCGCUGCCCGCGCACUUGCUGGGCCCGCCGCCCGCGCAGGCCUGGGGCCGCGCCGCGCCGCUCGCGCAGCCCUUCCCGCACAGGCCCAGGCCGGACAUCGCCGCCGCCAUGCGCAAGCAGGCGGACCGCUUCGCGCAGUCGCUGGGGCUGGCGGCGGCGCCGGCCGAGCUGUGGCGGCGCUCGCUGUUCGCGCGGCCCGCGCCGCCGCGCCGCGUGCUGUGCCACGCCUCCGCCUGGGACUUCUUCGACGGGCGCGACGUGCGCGUCAAGGCCUGCGCCGCGCCCUCGCUCGACGACCUGGCCGUCGCCGCGCACGAGAUGGGCCACGUGCAGUACUUCCUGCAGUACGCGCGCCUGCCGCUCGCCUUCCGCGAGGCAGCCAACCCCGGCGCGCCGUGCGGUGCUCGUACAGGCUUCCACGAGGCGGUGGGCGACGUGCUGGCGCUGGGGGUGACGGGCGAGCCGCACCUGCGCCGCCUGGGGCUGCUGCCGCCGGAGGGCGCGGGGGCGGAGGGCGCGGGGUCGGGCGCGUGGGAGGCGCAGCUGAACCUGCUGAUGGAGGCGGCGCUGGAGCGCGUGCCGCUGCUGCCCGUCGCGCUGGCGCUGGAGCACUGGCGCUGGGACACGUUCCAGCAGCGCGCGCGCCCGCGCCACGCGAGGGCGGCGGCGCCGCUGCUGCGCAGGCGCAAGUACGCGGGGGUGGGGCCGCCCGUGGAGCGCUCCGACGAGGACUUCGACCCGGGCGCCAAGUACCACGUGGCGGCCGGCGCGCCCUACCUACAGUACUUCGUGAGCGGCGUGCUGCAGUUCCAGCUGUUCCGCUCGCUGUGCGUGGCGGCGGGGCAGUUCGACCCCCGCCUGCCCUCCAAGCGGCCGCUCUUCCUCUGCGACCUCUACAGCAACGCCUCGGCGGGCGACAAGCUCGGGGCGAUGAUGCAGCUGGGCAGCAGCGUGGCGUGGCCCGAGGCGCUGGCGGCGGCGACGGGAGGCGCCGAGCGUGCCCUGGACGCGCAGGGCGUGCUGGACUACUUCGCGCCGCUGCUGCAGUGGCUGCGCGCCGAGAACCAACGCACGGGCGAGCCGCUCGGCUGGAGGGCAGGUGCGGCCGAUAAAGCAUUGCGUUAA